This is a messenger RNA of Drosophila biarmipes, 1607 nucleotides long. Its product is annotated as tumor protein D52. Gene Ontology annotation, cellular component: cytoplasm. Lineage: Eukaryota; Metazoa; Arthropoda; Insecta; Diptera; Drosophilidae. The transcript is spliced from 6 exons. The record is from RefSeq and is a predicted model, not a curated record. Bases 158 to 826 code for a protein of 222 amino acids.
CGAUAGUGGCAUCUCUACGACUUGCCAAAGCUGGCAUCGAUAGCUAGACGGGGAAAACAAAAAAUUAUUUUCAACUUACGAUUUUAGAGAAAAGUGCUUGCAGUUCGCUGUGAAAUAAUUAACAAAAUUGCCGCAGACUUCAGAAGACAUCGCCGCAAUGGAAGACCAUAAUACAGCCAACCUGUCGGAGCCAGCAUCUCCAGCAGCUUCUGUGGCAUCCGCAGAAAUUGCCGCCGAGUUCGCUGCGCUCACCGUGGAGGAGAAGGAGCAGCGCCGGGCUGAGUGGACUCAGGAGCUGGCCCGCGUUGAGGAGGAGAUCAACACGUUGCGCACCGUCCUCGCCUCGAAGACGCGCCAUGCCUCCGAUCUCAAGCGCAAGCUGGGCAUUACCGUCUGGAAGGAGGUCACGGACGACAUGAACCAGGGCAUCAAGAACCUCAAAGAGAGCACUGUUUACCAAUCGGUGGAGCAGAGCGUGGGCACGUUUACUAAAGCCGUGCACGAGGCACCCCUAUACCAACGCACGGAGUCUGUGCUAAAGUCCACGGGCGAGAAGACCGCCUCGGUGUUUGGCAGCAUCACCAGUGGCAUUUCGUCGAAACUGUCGCAAAUGAAAAACUCCGAGUCGAUGCGUUCUAUCGAGGCUUCGGUGGGCUCUGCCUACGAGAACGUUAAAGUAAGCUAUGAACACAACAAUUUUAUGUGCCAAUCUCAUGCGACCAAGGUGACAUCCCGUUCGGGUUCGGUAUCCAGUUUUCCAGACGCCUUGGACGAGAACAACACAUCCUCGGGCCUGAACUCACCCACAGACUCACUUACUAAGUAGAUUUCGGGGAACUACCGAAAGCUAAGCUAAGCGCGUCGAUGUAGUGGAGGAACCUAUACUACACACAAAACAGACCCACGCACCCACUCUAAUAACUUAUUAAACUAAUGCGAAUUGUCGUGUCUGCGCACUAACAACAGGAUCAGAAUUUAAUUACCCACAGAUCAUAUGCGUGUGUAGUCGUUGCGGUAUAUAUAACUUGAAUUAACUAAAAACUGUGCGUCAUAUUUGGCCAAAGGGAGCACAUAUUAUAUGCAUCUAUUUGUAUUUGCCUGUGAGACACCAUCGAACUGCAUGAUUAUUCUCAACCUUAAGCCGAUGGGAAACGUAGAUCGGAGGGCUUGCUGCAUUCACUUAAAAAACUAUCAAUCUAAGUGUAAAUUUAGAGACUAAACCAUUUUGUUGGGUAUCAAGUUGUCAUUCCCAAGUGUUUCCAAUAUUUUGUAAAAACUUUGGCGGAUCAAGCAUUGCAGUUAAAGUAUACUAUAUACAAUUGUUUUACACUUUUAUUUCUUCUCUAGGCGUUCAGUUCCUUGGUUAGAUGGCGUUCCCGCUCCUGAUUGAAAAGCCAAUUCCAAAUUUAUUAAGAACCACUUGUAUUUUUGAAUUACGAUCAGAGCUUGCGUGCAGAAUAAUAAAAAUCCAUUGGUAAUGUUAAGAGGGUGUCACCCUUACUGCUGAAGAGAGUUGAAAAUCGCACCCGAUUUGUUGCUAAUGCUGAUUUGCUAUAUGUGUAUGAAAUCUUUGAAUAAAUGCAAAAUUUUUUGCCCCAUAAAGUUAA